Porites evermanni is the source of this 17725-nucleotide messenger RNA. The record is from the annotation of a GenBank genome assembly. NCBI's taxonomy places the organism in Eukaryota, Metazoa, Cnidaria, Anthozoa, Scleractinia, Poritidae.
ACAAGCUGGACUCUGAUUGGCUGUUUUAGUGGACACUGUGGGCGUUCCUUUAUUUCUCGUCUUAUAACGCUCAGUGUAAAUCCUGGGAACUCUACUGACAUCCAAACACGCUGGAAAACGUUUACAAUGAAGAGACUGUAUUGUGCUUUAUUUAUAAUUGCUUUCAACCAUCAAGUUUGCGCAGUGACGGACACGAAGCCUAGUAAAGGUUAGUCAAAUCUUGCUCCAGAUUAUCAUGCUACAGGUAAACGUUAAACCCAGAUUUGAUAGAAUUAUAUUUGUCCGGUUUUCCUCUUCAGGUCGAGCGCGCUAUCCCAGUGGUUUCUCCAACAACAAUGGGCGCUUUGAAUUUGAGAUAACGGUAGUGGAACGAGUGCGUCGCAAUGGAAGACGUCUUUCUCCUCAUAAACAUUUUAUAAAAUAUGAGCACAGUGGUGUUAGGACAGGGACCGUGUUUUAUAGGCUGGUGGCUUUUGGGCGCACCUUUCUAUUUCGCCUUGACAGGGAUAAUAGUCAUUUGUCACCUUUGCUCAACGUGGAACACGUCUACGACCGUACGCGCAGACUGUCUUUUGCUGGGAAUUUGCGGCAUUGCUUUUAUCGUGGAGAUUUACAAGGAGAUCUCAAUUCUACCGCCGUGUUAAAUUUGUGCAAUGGGCUGGUAAGUUAACAUACUUCUAUGUUUUAUAAAUUAAUUAUUGUUCUCUUGGUUCUGAAACUGCACGGUACAAGUUAUGUUGCUUGCACGCGGUAUACAUCAUUCAACGAUUUAUUUUGCUUAUUAUUGCCGCGAUGUCAUUUCAAUUCUAUUUUCUCCAAUUUCACGUGGUCUCGUUGUUUUGAUGAAAACAAUUGGUAAAAUAAUCAUUAUCAGGCGCCAUAAGAUUGUAAUUAUUUACUCAAGUAACGUAACCUGAACAUUGCAACCAACGGGGUAUAAAUUUUACUGGAAGCGAUCGGAUAGGGCAAAUGACCCCCUGGUAAUCAAUACGAAAGAUUCCUCACGACUCAGGCACCACGCGGAAUCUCACUUCAGACUCCUCAUAAACUUGUCAAAGCAGCGUCAAAGUUUCCCUUCAUGUUUGGCUACUGCUGGUGGCAAAUCAUUUAAUUAGCUUAUAAAUUCUGAGUAGUUACUUCCUAUUUGAUGCCAAUAGUGGCAAACACCUUUCCAACCUGGGCCACCGGUGAAAAAGUUGGUUACGCUGUGCGCACAAGAGAGGCAACUGCAGCUUUAUUUUAUUGCUCUCUCGUCUGACGUUUGCAUAAUUUUUUACCUGUGUUUUAUAGCGAGGUUCCUUUGUCACAAGCGGCGAGCGUUAUUUUAUAGAGCCUACCAAAGAGCAGGACACUAAUGCAAGUACACAAUUCAGGAAAUUCCAUAUCAUAUUUCGUCAUCCAACUGAAAGAACCAGCCUUAGCAACGGACUCGCAACCUGUGGUUUAAAAGGUAAGCCUGUAUGUUACGUCACAUUCACACCAUCUUACCCAAGAACGUGCGCGCCCUUUAAAAACGGCGCAGAAAAUCUGCCGCAAGCUUUUGAUUUUGCCGCUCUUAUCCAGAAAGUCUUUCCCCUAAAACGGCGCGCGGUUAUCUACAUAAAUUACACUGACAAUGGCCUUUUUCACUCACAUAGUCUGGACUCAAGCACCACCAUAUCAGAUGGGCUCGGCUUCAGUGUAAAAGAAAAAUAAAUACGUUUUUAAAAUAACCAAGAUAACUGGCUAACUGUUUGUUGUAUGGAUGACAUUAUCAAAACAAAGAUUUAAACGCCGUUUACGAUGAGUCGUUCUCUGUUUAUAGUGAAUGCAGGAAAUCACGGUUUAUUUUAGAAAAACUGUUUUGCACAUCUCCCCACUGCCUUCUUUGUUGACCUUUGAGGGCAAAUUUUGUGGAUUCGUGCAUGCGCGGGACAGUGCGUGACAGGAGAGAGAUGUACGUGAUCUUACUUAUCGUGAACCGAUGGCCUUGCACACGACCAUGUGAAGUAAGUGUCGUAAAACAUACACGGGAAGGUGAAAAUUCCCCGCCGAUUCUAUCAUAACUUAUCAUCCAGUUUGCCUUAUUAGUUUUGUUAGAUUCUUAACCGUCUGGAACCAAGCUUAAAAUUUUAUCGCCCUUGUUUAUAUUCCGGUGUGCCACGGGGCUUUCGUUCUGUUCUUUGCGAAAGGAGGAAAAAUGUUUCCAAAAACAAGAUUGUUAAUUGAACAAAAACAAGAUUGUUUAUUGAACCCUCUUUGGUCUUUCUCAUUAAUUGUUAAGCCCUGACACGAAAAGAUUUUAUCAAUCUGCGUUGAACAAACGAGGUCAUGAUCACUGUCUAGCUCAAAGGUGACACAUGCUUCAGAUUUUCGAAAUUCGUGUUUUCUUUUUGCAAAAAUAAUGUUUUUGUUGUUAAAAACACGCGGGGUUUUUAAUGUUACACCUAAAAUGCUGUCAACGCUUUUCUUUACCUUUUUUUUCUGGGCCAAAGAUUUUGGAGAAAAAGUCAAGACAACAGGCUUCCUAAGGCUAUCUUUUCGCUCUUUUAUAGUGACGAAAGGGAAUUUCGCGCGCCUUUGAAUCGUUUUGAUGAUAAUCACCAUUCCCAAUAUGAUAGUCAAUGACAAAUUACUGUUUUCCUCAAAACAGACAAACUGGAAAACUGAAUUUUGCCAAAAUUUACCAACGCAAACGUGUUUCCAUCACACGCAAUGUUUUCGUGAAAAACUUUCAGUCAUUUCACAGGACAAUCAAUUACGGAAACCGUGGAUUCGUUACACAUUUCAACAAGGAAAAUUUUUUUCGUGAUCAAUUUAAAAUGACAGCGAUCAAACGCCUUGAUGUAAGCGAUAUCCUCUUUCACCAGUCUUGAUCUAAUUGUAUUACUCUCACUGGGCGACUCUUUUUUGUGUAUUAGCAAAAAAGAAAUCCAACAAAGAACGUUACCUCUGGCAAUGCUGGAGUCACAUCACGAAAACAGUCUCGUGUAGUAGCUUUUGGUACCAAAGCUUUGAUCACUUAAGUCCUCAUACUUUUGCACAGGCAUUUUACCAAACCAACUGUUUCACAAAAGAGAAAUUUAGCUCUUACUCAGGGCUCAGACCAUUCGUACGUAGAAAAAAAGUUUGAGAGAAAGUAGGGAAAGAAUGCACUGGAACGCGUUCCUAGACGUUUGAAUGUCACGUAACAAGUCACGCAAUGAAAGCCAAACUUUGAGUGUGGUGUUACUCAAACAAAAGUGGCUAAAAGUGAUUCAGUUUCAGCAGAUUUUUGAGGUACUAUUUAUUAUGCUUGCGCCAAAAUCUAGUGAUCGCACACCACCACUGGGCGUACAGUUAUGAGGUUGUAAUGUUUGGUUCUGUGGAUAAAAUGGAAUGACGACCAUAGUAUUAAAGCAGUACCAGACAACGGUACUUUUUCGUUUUCUUUUAUCUAUUCUCUAAUUAGAUAUCGCUACGAGGCACGCAGCCAAUUAUUCUCACUUCGACACUAGACAAGUGUCUCUAUCGAGCUGUUCUAUACUUACGACGCCAGAACACAAACCGAUCCUUUACAAAUCGCUUACUGGUGUUUUCUCUCUUAAUCUUGCGGUUUACAGAUACUAACAAACCCCUGCCACUGCUAAGAGGUCGGCACAACCAUCACGCCAAUAGGAGCAGAGAAGGGACAAGAAAGAGACGGUCGACCGAUGAAAGUUUUGUAGAAACAUUGGUUGUAGCUGACAGGACGAUGGUUGACGCAUUUAAAAGCAAGGCUGACUUGCAAGCUUACAUUCUUACUCUCAUGGGUGUGGUAAGGUCUCUUAGAAAACUUCUAAAUCCUACAGGUCAGGAUAAAAUGGAACAGCAUGCUUUGAUCUCCCCAAAAACUAAGCAUGUAGCCUUCAAACGCGCCAUUAUUUUCCCAUCCUUGAUUUUAGGGGUGUCAGCGGGGUUUACAUUUUUCCGUCCAUUUUGUACAGGAUUGUAGUUUUCCCUAGCAAUGCAAGCAAAGUUGUCCUUAAAUUUAUGUUGCAAACAGCUUAGAAUGAAGCACAAACACAAGUACAAACAGAAGAGGAUUAAUUGUUCCUUUUCUUGGGCUUGUGUCGGCGUCCCUCUUUUUACUUUGCACAAGACUCUUUUGUUUGGAAUUGUGCUUGCGUCACCUUCUUGUCUCCAUGAGAAAAGGCCGUCUUGUGUCGGCGCUGGUUUUCAUUUGACACAGCACCCUUGUUUUCGGGACUUGUGCUUGUUUUAUGCUGUCCAUAGUUGGGAAAAACAGGCAUUAUAUGGCAUUCUUUUUGUUCAUUUUUCAAGGGCUAUAGACAUAAUAAGUUAUCUGUAACAUAAACACCAAAGACUAUUUCUCAUGGGAGCCCGAGAAAAUAAAUGUCAAAUUUCACAAGAAUUUUAAAAACACACGUAAGACUACAAAAAUUUCCUGUGUAAGGUGUCAUUUGUGAAAAUUUGACGUUUAUUUUCUCGGCCUCUCAUAAGAAAUUUUCUUUGGUGUUAUUACAGAUAACGAAUUACAUCUAUAGCCCUUAAAAAAUGUAAAAAAGAAUGUGAUAUUGUUUAAAUUAUUCUGGUAUAAGGUUUUUGUCCACUGAAAAUUGAAAUUACUCAAUUUCCUGAUGGAUUCCGUCUUAACCCCCUGUGUUUAGCAAACCCGAGUAUCCUUCAUUCGAACUACUACCCGAAUGGUGACCCGGAAAAUUCUCAUAUUAGUGGGAAGAAAUACUUAUCUGCCAUCAGCGCGGAAAAAAAAUCCAAAAAAGCAUGUUUUCCCUUGAUCAUUCAGAAAAGUUCAAUUGAUCAUAAUCGUCUUGGUAUCUCCGCUGGGAGAUUUAUGUUAAUUUAAACAACAAGAUCACGUCUCGGAAUCAGAUCAAAUCCUGGCUGGUACGCCGUGCAUACGGCUUCACUGAUCAAGCUGUAACACACGAUGGCUAUCAACAGCCAGCAAUCGCAUAUUAACGACACGUACAUUUCAAACUUGCGAGCCAAGAAAUUCUCUGCGGCCUGUGUGUUGCUUCGUGAGGAGUUCACGUGACGACGAUAGUCUCGUCCUUGAGAUGUCGCACGGUGGGGUAGUAGUUUAAACGCUUGUUUUGUCUACCCGAAAGCCGUCAUGUCCGUCUGGGUUCUUAGCAUUUAACAAGUAGAAAACCAUUAUGCCAUUGUCUAGGCUCCUACAGUCAAAGAAGUGACGUCAGUUUCGGGAAAAAAAAAGUUAUUUUCCCUCUUUCCUCUUUUUUUAAAGGUAUCUCAGGUGUAUCGAGACAGAAGUAUCGGUAAUUCCAUUAACAUUUUCGUGGUAAAGAUUGCCUUACUGGAGUCUAAUCAGGUAGGAACGAAAUUGAAGUGGAAGAAUCACUGGAUACUAUUCUGCGUAAAACAGGACCUUGGUUUUUAAAAAUUGGAGGGUAUAUAUUGUGAAUUUGGUAAGGGAGCAUGACCGGUUGAAAUUUAUUAUCAGCUUGCGUGUUCUCCAGACUGUUUUACGUACAUUUGCUGUGGUACAUAUGAGAAAAAUUUGGUGAACAAUCUCUUUCCGGAUUCUUUCCUUCAUGCUUUUACUUAUCACUGUUUUGUGAAGGCUGUAUCAGAAUUCUAACGGUAGGAACUUUCACCCAAAUAAGGAAACGUGAAAAAAAAUACUCAAAACAUUAAAGAAAAAAGGUAUAAAACGGAUUGCAAUUGUGGGUUUUGAAAAACGUUUUUUAUAUAGCCUGACAGUUUUUAAGUUUUUCUUUUUCUUUUUCGUAACGUUUAAAAUAAUGUUUAGAAGGCAUAUUUGUUGGGCAAGAAGCUGUAAUUUUAUCGUCUAUUACAAGUAAUUUCAUCGCUAACCUGAAGUCCCAUAGCACACAAGGAAGCAUGAUGGCGAUGUUGACAAUAUUAACCGUGACACAGAGCCCCUCAUAUUUUUAAGGACAAACUACUGUUACUGAUGUAGACUACGAGUAGUCCCCAUUUUUCCUCAGGGAUAGCAGAACGAGCGAAACGCGAGCGAGCGUGAAAAAAUUUUCUCUCUCACCGCCGCGUCUCGCCAUUCUCGCGUGGGUUGAUUUUCACGCGCGCUCGCGUUUCGCUCGCUCGACUAUUCCUGAGGACAAGUGGGGACUGCUCGUAGUCUAUUACUGAUGAUGCUGUUGGGGGCUUUACACUUGUCCCAAAAGGACUUGGCGAGCUCAGAAUAACCUUUCUUAAGAUUUAUACCUCUUCUUUCCCUUGUUUUUAUUUUAUUUAUUUAUUUAUUUAUUUUUUUACAGAGGGGCCUCCAUAUCUCCUCAGACACUACUCGCACUCUUAAAAGCUUUUGCCGUUGGCAGAAUCGGGUGAUGACUAAACCACAGAAGGACCCAGAACACCACGAUACCGCGAUUCUUCUAACAAGGUGAGAUUCACCCCAGUUGAGCGCCCUUUAUUGAGUUUUGAGAUAACGAAAGAUUCUGUGAAACAUAUAAGGCAUAAAAAGUAACGCUACAAAAACAUGACGUUUCGGCGACGACAUGUCACCAUUAUCAAAUGCAAAUAAAAAGAACGAAAUGAUUAAAAUUAUAGGAAGAUCAAAAGACUAAAAUAUUAAGGAGGUACAGGUUAACCAGUCAGCAAUGCAACGUGCCAGUAAUAUAACCUCUUGGAGAUUUACCUAUUAUUCACUCAAAUAUUUACCGGUUUCUGUUUGGCUUUAAGUUCCCAGGCUAAUUUUCCAUAACAAGCCAGCGCUGACCAAAUUUGGAAGACGCUUGGUAUUAUUCCACGAUUGAUGACAGUGGGGGAGUCAUUAAAACUAUUUAGUCUGUGUGCAGCCGCCCCCUCCCCCUCCCCCUCCCCCUACCCCUACCUUCAAACAAAAUCUAGGAAGGGAAGGGGCGUCUGCACACAGGCUAAAAAUAUUGUAGGUACGCUUGGUUUUCAUUUACAGGCGGGAACACGACCGGAGGUCUUGGAAAUAGGGUUAGGGUUCGAGUUACAAAAUCUUUGUUCCGGUAAACCUGCAAGUUAAACCCUCAGUUGUACUCGAUAACGCCUCUUUUUUGGCAAUGCAUACACACGAAAGAUGUCAACAGAUUUGAAGAAUGUCUUCAAGAAAAAAAAAUAUUUCACACCCUGGAACUGCCAAGUAACAGGCAAACGCUAAUGCGAGAAACAUGAAUCUUAUAAACUAGGAAAUUAUUUGAAUGAGUAAUAAACUGAUUAUAUCUAUCAAGAAUAACCAAGCGUACGUUCACGUUAGCCAGGGCUAAAUUGAAUCGCAACGGCAUAUGUGACAUCUUUAAUUUGAUGAAUCGUUCUUUUGUGCUUAAAGUUAUUUUUCUUUCUCGCAGGAGAAAUUUAUGCAGACGCCCUGGAAAGUGUGACACAUUAGGUAAACAUCUUUUUAUAUUGUGAACAGCUUCACGAAUACUUCCAGUGUGGACUAGAACAGCAUUUUCGGCUUAUUUAGUAUCACCCACUUUAAAGAAAGAUAUCGUGCGGUGGGUCGAACAAUUGUCUUAAACUGGGCCUGAUUUACUAGACUUCCACAACCCCCUUGUCAAGGCCAUGACUGUUUUCUAACUUCAGGACACUGUUCUUUUGUUUUAUUAUUUUUCAGGUCUUGCUGAGUUAGGAACAAUGUGUUCCCCAGGGCGAAGCUGUACUUUAGCAGAAGGCAGCGGACUGGGGACAGCGUACACUAUUGCACACGAGUUGGGGCACGUGUAAGUACCUUAUAUGAAGUAUCUAGAACAUGUGUAAGUACAGAUACCGUAUGAAGUGGAAUGUGUUGCUGGCUAUCACAUUGUCUGCUUUGAAAAUCUCCGAGCAUUUUUUCCGUAAUAAAUGACAAGCCCAAACCGUGAUCAUGUCAAAUCCAAGAUGUUCGAGAGAUUUGCAAUCACUUCACUCAUAACAAACGCCGAAUGUCAAUUUUUGCCAAGUGACCGAGAUUCUGCUUUAGUUGUCGUUUAAUAUUUGUUAUAUCUACAGGAAAAAAAAAGAAGACGUUUUAUGCUAGUUUCAUCCUUAACAAUUUCUUUGGACUUUCUCCUUUUUCAAAUGCUUAUUUGAAAUAGGUCAACUUGAAUCUGACGUUUGCCAUAAACGGCGUUCUAGAUGGUUUCUAAAUAGGAGGUUCCUAGACAUUUUCUCUUUUUACGUUAAAGUUCUGUUGGUAGCCGCAGAAAACAGCCGACAUUUGGUGGCGUCGCGAAAUGUCGGCUGUUUUCUGGGGCUAUUCUGUCGGUCUUUUUGUUUGUUUCCGAGUUUAAAAAGCAGAAUAUCUUAUUUCCCCGCAGUUUUAGCCUCCCCCAUGAUGGUGAUAACAACCCGUGCACUCGGAGUAGAGGAGACCAGCGCCUCAUGGCUCCGUCAGUUAGUUUCGAUACAAAGCCUUGGUCUUGGUCCAACUGCAGUCGAGAUAAAAUCACCGAGUUCUUGGAGUAAGUUAAAGAGAACCUUAGACUACGAUAUUUAUAUAAAUGUAUUUAGCAUUUUUUGUGUCAAGAAUUGAAUCUUCCUCAGUUAUGCAUGUGUUGUUAUAAAAAAAACUUCUGUUCUCCUUAACAUUAGGGACUUUAAGGUCCAACGACGCGACGGCAACAAGAAUGUCGCUUAAAAAGUGAAUUUGCGUUCUUCCAGUCUUUAUAGCGUUUAUUCGAUCCUACCCACUUACUUUGUCAAUUGUAGGCGAACCCUCCUAAAGCUGAAUUUCAAGGGACCAUAUUUAAGCUCAGAAACAGAAAUAAAAUUUCGUCGUUGCUUGUUUACGUUCUCCAUAAAACACGAAAUUAGGCAUUUUCACGUGGUAGUCGUGCAAAAACGGGAAAGAAAUGUACAAAAAAAGUGUACGUGAUGCACGUGCAAAGUUGUUGUUUUGCUUAUUGCCUAUUGUUUUUAUGACCUUCUCGUUGCCGUCCGCGUCGUUGGAUCCUAAAGUCCCUAUUAACAGCAAACAACAGGCACGCAUUUUCCAUGACCCUAAGAACCCUUGAUAAUUUAGUCCACUAAUGGUUAAUCUAAUUCUUCAUAUUUUCAUUUUUUUAAAACAAUUGAGUCAUUUUAAUUGUGGCAUAUUUUUGCCGUUUGCUAAGGUUAGGUUAUGGUUCGUGCCUUGAGGACAAACCACUCGAAAAAGCAGAACUGAAAUAUCGCGAUAGACUUCCUGGUGAACUCUACAGUGUGGACCAACAGUGCAAAAUGGUUUUUGGCGAGAACUCAUCGCUUUGUCCUUUUAUGGUUAGUACUUCACGCAAGCCACCAUUAGUUAUAUUCUCCCGUAGCAUCCAGUCUGUACUCUGUAUACUUCUGGUGCCAAUGUGACUAAUAUGUCGAAAAAUCUAUAUAAUCUAAUUUUCAUCGAUCCUUCAAUCUCCUGGUCUUUUUGUUUGAUUCAGUAGACGUAACUAAGUAAUGUGUAAGGGCAGAUUUAAUGGCUACUCUUAGGGUAUGAUUACUGAUUAUUCGUCCUGUUUUGUUCCUCUUUUUUUCUUCCCCCGUUGGUUUUGACCCUACGGCAAAUCAUUUCUCUAUGUUUAACAUUAAAAAAUGGUUGGUGUCCUGUCACUCAAGAAAAUCUCAGGAAUGCAAACAUAUCUGUGGGUAACUGAAAAGCACUUCAAAAAUAAAAACUAAAAGUAUAAAAAGAGGCUUUGGUCUAUAUCAUCUACAUACUUUAAUUGAGAGUAGUUAUUCUCAGUUCAAGUUGAUUUUUAUUUUUUGCCUUGAAGGAACCUUGUCAGCGACUUUGGUGCGUAAAAAUGAUCAACAACCGAAGGGGAUGCUCCACCCACCAUAUGCCUUGGGCAGACGGAACCCCUUGUGCGAAGAAGAGUGUAAGAAUAAAUUACUCUUAAGUUUACUCACUUCCUCAAGGCACCCGUGCACGGUGGCAUUUGUUCCAGUUGCCACACAAACAUAAUGCAUUACCUUGAUCCAUAUGUGUCAUAUUCUUAAUUUUUCCCUGUUGGUGGAAUUCUAUUAAUAGUUUGUGAUCAUGUGAUCCUUCUUCCCCUCUUCCAUUGGCCCGUUCGCCGACUUUCGCCCUACCUCAGAAAACAAUAAAGAAGAAGAACGACUGAUCGUAGGUUACCAUUCAAAGGGCCUGCACGAUCCUUUGGUAUAGUCAUUUUGCUGUACAAGUAGGUUCUAAUUUUUCAAGUCCGUGGAUAUGGUCGUUUUAAAAGAAACGUUUUCAUUGCAUUGCUGUGUAUAAAAUACUAACGUAAACGUUUGAGCAUGGCUCUUCCAGUAAGUCAAAUGAUUUUUGCUAACAGUGAUUGAUGUCAAUAUGAGAACUUUAAUAAGAUUAGUAAUAGAGAUGCCCUCUACACCAGCAUGACAUGGCAAACGGUUGACUUGAUAAAUGUAAAGAUUAACUUAAGCCGAUAGACACUUGAAUUAUUCGAAUGUCACUAAUUCAGGGAAUAGAAAAUUCUUUGUAUGAGUAGUAGGGCUUCAGCAAACUUAACCUCGUUGGUGCGUUCCCUCUGCGUUCCGUGUGCGUUCCCUUAAUUAAUUGGCAUAAGGGUCGAGUCUAUGACGUCACCCAUUGUUUUAUCCUAGAGAAAAAAAAUGCGUUCCUCCAUAUUAAUUAAGUGCCUAGUCAGUGUCUUCCUGUAUACUAAUUCGGUAUAGGUUUACUAAUGAGCGUCUCUCUACUUCAAUAGAAACAAUAGGCUUGCCUAGACUUGCCGGUUAAGUAACUUGAGCCCGGUUUUCGGACCGUCUAUUAAAAGGAAAAUAGGAAUAAGAGAAGCGAUCACCUAGCAACGCGAGAAACGGCUUCCUAUAUCUUAUUUAUAGCUAAAACUCAGAUAUAUAUCAACACAAAGUGGAGUUGAAAAGUCUUUAUUUCAGUUUAGUUUAUGUCUUCUUAUUUAGCUCUAAAACUCGGAUAUAUUAAUUAAUAUGGAGGAACGCAUUUUUUUUCUCUAGGAUAAAACAAUGGGUGACGUCAUAGACUCGACCCUUAUGCCUAUUAAUUAAGGGAACGCACGCGGAACGCAAAGGGAACGCACCAACGAGGUUAAGUUUGCUGAAGCCCUACUUUUCAUACUUGUAUGAACGGCAAAGUUGCAACAAGUCGCAAGUACGAUUUAUCCCGUGCACUUGCAAACCUCAAGAACUUCGCAUUUUAAACAGUAGUAAUUCGAAGGUCCCCAAAGUUUUAAGGGCUCAGUAUAAAACAGAGCGUACCAUGCUUCCCAAGUAGGAGUUAUUAGCCUUUUCAUUUCCAAUGGAACUUCCUAAAGGCAAUUUCAAGAUAGACGUCAAUUGCUUGUACAUUUUGCGUAAUAUGGAAAAUGAUUUGCACCGUGAAAAAGUAUUACUCAAGAAGUUUCAUUAAUUAAAAAUGAAACAUAUCCAUGCAUCAAUCCAUGUAUCAAAGGCAAGAGUUAGCCGGAAACGUGUCUUUUUAAUUGACCCUGGAUACGGGGUGAUGCUCAGUUGAAAACGUAAAAAAAUAGCUUAUGCAUGGAUCAUGUCAAGGUUUUCAUUCCAUACUUCCAGAUCACGAACCAUUUUACACGUCGGUGUUACACUAAUAAACCGCUUGAACUUCUUCAAAAAGUCUUUCUGGACUAACGAUCCUGUUUAAACACUCUUAAAAACCACUAUCUGUUCCGUUAAGUACUUCGCUAAGUUGUUUUCCGACAGAAAUUACUGAGUUGCUACUGUUUUCGAUCUGUCAUCUCCGGGUUCUUGAUUCCUCUAGUGUUUCCAAAUAUUUCUUACAAAGGUUCUCUUGCUACCGUUGCAGGGGUGACCGUUUCUUUAAAUUGCACUUAUCAACAUACUGGAAUUUACUAAUCAAAAGUUUCAGGAAGAUUUUCAUUAUUAUUUCGGUUCCUAUUCUACCCCUUUGCCCAUUGAGAAGAUCUAAUAAACAGGCAAAAUGGCAUUGUCGGGUGCUUGAAAGAAUACCAUUAACGCAAGAUCAAGCGGAAGAUUGUCGGAGAAGCUUCUUUAGAUGUCUUGCUAUGUUCUGCAAUUACUUUAGCUUUUCGUCUACUACAUUCCCUCUCUAUGAGUCCUUGUUAACGCUUUCACUCUCAGAGUAGAUGAUGCGCUCCUGCAAGGUGGCUCGGACUUGCAGUCUGUUGAUCAAAAAUUGGUGUAACCAUUCAAAUGAAACCCCUUUCAAUUGGUAGUAUUUUCACAAGGGACUAUUUGAUUUGCAGAAUUUUUCAAAAUGAAAUUUAGAACUUUUGUUGAAUUUUUACUUGGCAGUGAAACGGUGAAGAUUCAAUAGUGAACGAUCGCCUGUGAGCCUGUCAUCACCAAACAUUUAUGAAAAUCUGAACAACUUCCCAUUAUGGUGUUUUUCGAGUUUUACGCGGCCAUUUUAACAAGAUUAAAGUUCCGAAACAUCGUUGUUGAAUGACUCUUUCCAACGUUCCAUCAGUUUGUUGAUCUUUAACAUAGCAGAACAUAUAAUUUCCUGUCUUUUCUUUUAGAAUGCAUAUUGCGUACUUGACUACUUGACCCCCUCAAUAACAAUCACGCGAGCGAAAUUUUCCAGUUUAAGUAAUUAAAACAUAAAAAUAGCUUUUUGUCCGAGCAAUGAGGGAAUACUUAAAUUGUUUCUAAAUGUUACGUGUGAUAUUUUAAUUGACACCUUGAAGGCCAUGAUAUGUUUUUGUAUUUCUUUCUUUUAUUAUCCUCUUUUUCUAUACCACGAAGACCACGGCCUCUGAUUAGCAAUUAAAAAGCAAUUUGUGCAAUUUAAUUGAUCAAUUUGUUUACAAUCUUAAGCGCUUCACUUCCCGAAUAGGUCAAAUUGAGUAAUGACUAACAAGUGUUUUCCUUUUGGAUUAAAAUGGAUAAGAAGAACGUGUAAACACCUGGAAAACUUCCCUUUUGUAGGAACGAAUAUCUCAGCAAAGUGACGUAAUCAAAUUAGAAGGACAAAUUGUAAACAAUUUGUGUCAUUUUCUGAUAAUUCCUUAUUUGGUUCGCCCUACAAAUUUCGGUAAAAGCCACAGAAGGGAUCGGUAAAUCAAAAUGUAGUUUUGUGCAGCAAAGACAAUUCUCCUAACCCCGUAAACUUAAGAUAAACAUUGAUAUAAACUCUACUUAUGUAUCUUCCGUAAUAUGACUAAAUUCGCUUUGUUGGCUUCUCUCCAUGUUCGGGGUAUUCAAUAGGCCCUUUGCAGCUAGCCAUUCACGUGGUACAAAACCGCCAUGCUGGAGAGCAACAGUCUCACUGGGAUAAGACAAACAUAGGAAAUUACCAUUUAAAAUUAUGUAUGCCUUUUGUUGGUCUUGUGCCAGUGCGACUUUUGCUCUCUAACAUGGCGGUUUUGUACCACGUGAAUGGCUAGCUGCAAAGGGCCUAUUAAAGUGGACUGCGUGCUAAUUACCUUUUUAAGUUUCUAUUUGCUAACAAUUGCGUAACAGUUGCCAACGUGAUAUGUGCGGUAAAAAAAGCCUCAAAUAGUCUCGUUCCUGAGUAGAAUUUCGUCCAGAGACACAAGUCUCAAUGCAUAUGACCUUUGCAUUCAAAUGAAACCUUUGCAACCAUGUUAGUAUUUGAAGUUCAGUAUUCUACAAAUGGAAUUGGAGAUUUUACUUGAAUUCUAGGCAAAGGACAGUGAUGUUUAGUUAAAUGAUUUCAAGGGGAUUCUCUUUUGCGUACUGAACCAACGGGCUUAUAGAGCUGGCUUCGAGUAUCUUGCUCAUCAUCAUCAUCAUCAUCAUCAUCAUCAUCAUCAUCAUCACCAUCAUCAUUAAAUUCACUACUCCUAGUAUCAUAAUUGUUGCUGACUCCCUGUGCAAUAAACAACGUUCCUUAGGUACAAGUCCUUUUAAAACGUCCAGAGAUGUUACUCAUUGAAGGAUCUGCUUCAGGUUUAUGUUUUGUAGUGAUUCCUUCACUACUAGCUAACGAUGCCCAGUUAAACUCAGCCUGUAAAAAUGAUCACAAAACACUUCUUCCAUUUUGUUUAUAAGUUUUUUCAUUUUCUAGUGGUGCAUUCGAGGUCAAUGUGUGAAGAAGCAAAGGCCGAAACCUGUGGACGGUAACUGGGAUGUGUGGGGUCCCUAUCAAGAAUGUACAAGGAGUUGUGGCGGAGGAAUAGCUUUUUCAUACAGGGAAUGCAACAAACCAUUGUAAGUUUAAUGUUAGGUUUAUUGUCGAUUGAAGAUCGCCCUGUCCCUCAACGCUUUAAUUUCAAGUAACCACCAAAGAAAACUUUCACAAAAUUGUUAAUUUAGUUUUGUUAAAGUAUAAAAAUAAAUAGCACUAUGCAACAGUUUUGCCAAAGAGGUUUCGUUUGAAUGGAAAAUUGUAAUACCAUAGGAUUUCAUUCACACUCUCAAAAAUUAGGACUAUAAACUAAGUAUUAAAUAGUACCAUGUGAAAGUAACGCCAAAGAGGUUUAAUUUGAAUGGUAACACCAUAGGAUUUCAUCCGCAGAUUCAAAACUUAGAACUACGUACUACAUACAUAGUACCAUGUCAAAGUACUGCUGAAGAGGUUUCAUUUAAAUAGCCACACCAUAGGAUUUCAUCCACAGACUCAACAGCUAGUGUGACAAGGACCGUAUUAAUUCGAUUAAACGCCGCGAUGUUAAUUAAAUUUCUCUUUGCCCUUUUUUAAGAUCUCUCCUUAAAACUCUCUUAUAGGGACACUCAGUAAGGGUAAUUUACUUUAAUUCUCUAUUUUGUGGACUCUUCUGUAACUGGUCCCAGCGAGAGUUUACUCUUAAUCCUUUGAAUUCACAGGCCUGAAAAUGGUGGGAAAUAUUGCAUUGGUAAAAGGAAACGGUUCAGGUCCUGCAACACCCAAGUAAGUAUUUAAAUGUAGUUUUGAAGACAACAGGCCAAGAUGAAUUGACCUGGUCAGGAAUUAAAAUGAGCGCUCAAUUAAUUUAAAUAACGACUUCAAAAUUCAGAAGAUACGAGAAACACGGGACGAAAAAAAUUAUUUGCACAAAUUUGCUCCUUGAAAUAUAUCGCAACUAUAUAAAUAGUGCGGAUUAAAUAUAUGGCAAACAUGUUGAAUAUAAAUGCCAAAAUUGCCUAGUUAUUUUCACCACCUGUUUUUUGGUCUGCAAAUGUUUCAUUUACCAUCUUUGCCAUAUAUUUACUCCUCAGUAUUUACAAAUCUGCGACAUAUAUGCAAGGAGCAGCAAAUUUGUGUAAAUCCAUUUUUUUUCGUCCAGUGAAAGAUGCUUACUCAGCAAGAAUGUUUCUUUGCAGGACUGUUUGUCACAUGAACCUAGUUCUAGUUUCCUCAGCUCCUAAGAGUCUCAGUGCCGGAUCCAGACCUUGAGAUAAGCCGGGGGGGCGGUCUUCCAGACCCUUAGAUAAGAGGGGGGAGGCGGUCUCCGAAAAAAAAUUUUUCGGACCUUCGGGCCUCAGUUUGGUCCAAAAAUAAAGAAGGGCCAGCCCCCUCCUGGGCCCCUCCCUUGGAUCCGUCACUAAGUCUCCUGUAGCUUGAUGGUAGAGCAUCUGGCCUACUGUCCAGGAGGUCAUAGGUUCGACUCCUGUUUGGAGUUGUCGCAUUCUUUCUUCCCUUCCGCCUGUGUCAUAGCCUACAAGCAAGCUGUCCGGGGCGCUCUGGUGGUCGAUGCGAAAUUGUUGGCUGAUUGGUGGAGAUGACAGUAAUGACGUUACCCUUGGCGCGUGCUUUCACGUGUUUUUCAAUGUUUGUUUACAUUCGCGCUUGUUUCCGCUUCGCGCUGAUUGGCGGAAAUCUGACAGCUCAGUCGACGGCGCGGAAAGCCACAGGGGAAUUGGAGGCGGAAUUGAAAUUCCAGAGACGUAGUUGCAAGCUCUCCUUUCUUUUCCCGCCCCGCCGCCAGAGCGCCCGCGAGCUGGCUCGCAGGCUACCUGUGUCACUGACUAAAUAAACAUCUUUCUCAUGUAUUCACCAGGCUUAAAAUUCACCAUCACAUUUCUAUCAUUCGACUAAAAUGUGUGGCCGUUUGGCUUACGGCCCACCCCGUUAAGAAGCUGGUUUACAGUCAUGUCUUUACUGAUUGUUUUGUAUUCGUAACUUUGACAGGAAUGCCCCAAAGGUUCUGUGGACUUCCGUGCCAUACAGUGUGCAAAUAUACAUGCACGGAACGUGAGUUUAGGUUCCAAGAGGUACAGGAACACGAACUGGCUUCCUAAGUACGCAGGAAGUAAGAGCUUGAUAACUAAAUCAAUCCUAAAAAACACAAUCAUUAAGAUAAUAUAAAGGUAACUUAAAAUAAUUGGGGAGUGAAGUGAAAUCUGAUGAAAGGUGACUGAGUUUUUAUCUCGGAUUUUCUCCGAAUAAAAUCAUCGUACACCCUGCAAGGAUUUCUAAAAACAUCUUUUUGGGAAUCAGUUUAUUCAACGCAUAGCUUGUGUUUUGUCUAGCUUAAAGACAGUAGGCUACGCGUCAUGAUUUAAAAUUUAGAAAACAACUCUUUCAGCUAUAGAAGCAAUUCACAUAGCGACUGUAAAAUGGAUUGUUUUUGGGAUGUGACUGGCCUGCAGACGCUCGUCAAUGCCAAAAGGUUCGAAUCUGUGGGUUUGCCAAAAUUAUCACUCACAGUUUCCAGCAAAAAUGUAAGAAAGAAGAAAAAGACACCGUCAAGCACGAAACAGAUGGUUCACAGACAUGAAGAUCGGAAAGUUAAUUUGAAAACUCGGUUAAACAGCCGACCGAAAAAUGAAUUAAAACUAAGAUCGGUCAGAGCCUCUUACCGAAAACGUAUUAUAAAAUUACCAAAAACAGGAACUCAUAUCCGAGAAUCUGAUGUUUGACUCAAUCCGAGGUAUAAAUUGUAGGUCACCAAACUCGUUAUUAAGUUACAGAAACUUCAAAAAAUGAAUAAGUUUUUUUCCGACAAUUUUUACAGUUACUAUAGUGAUGUCAUAGUCUUAACAAAAUUACCAAUAACUGAGCGUUAUUUUUUACCUUAUUUUUUUUCGUGAAGCUAGCGAAUUGAACUACCAUUUCUUGUCUCUGUACAGUUACCAAGCAAAACAAGUGUAAACUUUAUUGUCGCAUUUCUGGAACUGCCAUCUAUUUCAAGUUAAAAGACAAAGUAAUUGACGGAACACCGUGUAGCCCCGAGACCACGGACAUUUGCGUAGAUGGAAAAUGUAUGGUAGGUGUGGAUUUUCAUACUUUCUUGUUGUAAAACACGGCCACGUGACAGUCAAAUGUGACUCUGGAAAGAUUGACUUACAAUAAAAUGAGCCGUGGCUGAAAAAUGUCGGCCAAUUCGUAACGUUUAAAUCUUCUCCAGUUUGGCUGAUCACCGCCCCCAUUACGUAUACCUCUUUUGUAUUUUUGAGUGAUUGUGUAUGCUUUACUAUAGUUCAAAGAUAUUCUGAUGUACUUAAUUCUGUGAUCAGCUGGAAAGAGCUAAAAUUGUAUCAACCGAAAAACUGAGCCCAUUUUAAAACGUUAUGGUGCACCAUACAAGACGGUUUUGCUGUCACCUUCGUUCUAGGUUCUUGUUAUGGAUGUAAUUUUAUAUCUAUUCAUUUUUUCAAUAUUCAGCCUGCGGGAUGUGACAGAGUGCUAAACUCAAUGAAGAAAACUGAUAAAUGUGGAGUGUGUGACGGUGACAAUUCAUCCUGCAGACGUUUCUCAGGAACUUUCAACGAAACAAUGUUUGGUGAGGCUUGGCCACUUUUGUGAUCUGUUAAGUGUUUAAUGUAUUCCGUCUCUAAUACGCCUCUAAAACGUGUAUUAUUCAACUUCCACUGUAGUUAGGAGAGAGCAAUAAUUGGUGACACUGUUUUAACGUCCCCUACUAUUGAAGGAACGACCAUUUCCAUGUAG